Zychaea mexicana is the source of this 4617-nucleotide messenger RNA. RefSeq lists its product as uncharacterized. NCBI's taxonomy places the organism in Eukaryota, Fungi, Mucoromycota, Mucoromycetes, Mucorales, Lichtheimiaceae. Gene Ontology annotation, biological process: phosphatidylinositol phosphate biosynthetic process; phosphatidylinositol-mediated signaling. The record is from RefSeq and is a predicted model, not a curated record. The transcript has 19 exons. Gene Ontology annotation, molecular function: 1-phosphatidylinositol 4-kinase activity. Gene Ontology annotation, cellular component: plasma membrane; cytoplasm. The coding region runs from base 1 to 4617 and encodes 1538 amino acids.
AUGAUAAAUACGGUUCGUCGGUUCUUAGUUACUGCAAGCUUUACUUUGCUCGAUUCACCGUGUUGUGGGAAUACAAAUGAAAUGAGUAUCCGACAACUAGUCAUUGUUCGUCUUGCUCAAUGUGUACAGUCAAGACCACCAUCGCAACGGUCUCAAGCAGCGAUAUCCACCCUUUAUGCACUCCUGAAUGAAAUGGCCAGAUACGACGACGAGAUGCGGCACGAUACAGAAGCAGUUGCGGGAGAACUAGGCGACGAACGACAACGACAGCAGAUGGCUGCUAUAAUUGGUAUUGCGGUUCAUUUAAAGGCUGAUGAAGUUACUGCACAAGCUUUCACUAUGGUUCUUUUGAGGCGUAAACUAUUGUCAGCACCGUCGACAUCUCCAAUCAUGAAGCAACUAGUUCAACUAGCACUUGUCAGUCCCGAGUCUGUUUUCAACGACAUUAUCAACCUCUUAUCACUGCUGUACCGCGAAUCAUUGACAUCGACGAAAAACAAAGAAAACAAUGCACAGAUAUUUAACGGGGUAUUGCAAGCGCAGCUUGACCUUGCAAGAGGUCUUUGUAAGCGACCCGAUUUCUAUGAAAGCUAUCUGCGCAAUAUCCUCACGCUAUUUAUUGAGAAUGGCAUCCUCAUCGAGCGCAUGAUUGUUGCAGAGGCCAAGAAAGACCAUGGGAAGCACAAGGAUGCUUCAGAGGGAAGCUUAACAUCGUUGAAAGGAAGGCUUGGCUGCCUUCUCACGGUGCUGCACGCACUACUAGAGCAUAGCGACUUUAACCCCCACAGAAAUUCGUGUGAGGAAAUGGCUGUACUUUUCCGCAAUGCCUGGCUCCAAUGCGUGUAUUUUGGUUUUACGUCGGACGCCAUGUGGGAGCGCGAGUGGCACGAAUACAUGAUGGUGAUUGCCAAAAAGUCGCCGGCACUUGUGAUUGAAACAGCAACAGACCAUCUUGAAAGUGAUCUCGAAUACAAUACGGUUCUCAGUGCAGGCGAGCCAUCAUCAACGCUAGCAACAAGUAUGCGGCAGAAACUACAAGGCGUGCUCGUCGGUAGUCUGUAUGAUAUCAAGUAUUUGUCGUUCACUAAAAUCAUCUUCACGUUGAGCAUCUAUCACGUCGAGACAAUGCGAGGACAGAUGGGUAACUGCAGCUAUAUUCUUCGAUAUUUCAUGAGCAAUGCUGUAGCGAUCAAUUCCCCGCUUGAUCACUGUUUGCAAAAUAUCAUGGAAAGAGUUGUGGACGUAUUCAUUCGUGACGCAUUGCAAAAGGCGGCCGUGCAAUCCUUGGAUGAUGAGCUUUACAUCCAAAUGCGGGAACUCCUCAUCUCCUGCUGCCAUCGGCUACAACGUGUACAUCUUAUGGCGCUUAACAUAACCAACAGGAUGGUUAAUGCGUUUCCGCAAAUGUUCGCAAGAAAAUCACUAAUUACAUUAUUGCUCGAGCUAGUGCAGUUGACGUGGCUGGCCUGUGAAGCCGAAUAUCGCGAUGAGUACACCCCAGUAUUCCACUACACUUCGGAGCUUGCAAAAGUAACGCUAGAGCUGGGUGAUUCGUAUGUCUAUCGUAAAGAAGUCUGCACUAGCCUGUACGAUCAUGCCAAAAAAUGGCUGCAAUUUUCCAUGGAUCUCUCUCCGCUUGAAGUAACUAGUCUGCUUCAAGAUUAUUUGGCAGAAUUUGAUCGAUUCGGUGCUGGAGUGCACAUAGACGCUAUUCAUUUGGGUCGAACUCUAGCAUUAGAAAUCGGAAAGUCAGCGGCAAGAAACCAACUCACUGUAGACUUUGCUCCCAAGGUACCUAGUGUAGUGCCAGACGACGCUUCCAAUUAUGUCUAUGGAUUUACAUCUAGGCGCUAUUACACUGGUGAGAUUACCGGUGCGAGCUAUAUAGCGGCCCUGGAUCGAAACCAAGACUUGGAUAAUAGUGACAGUUUCAGCGAUAAUCAAGAGCUAUUUGGCAUAGCAAUACUCCAACGCAUGUUUGAGGAUGUCAAGAAUAAGAAAUACAUCUAUGUUCAGCGUCUCAAUCGGACUAUGCUUCGAGCGGCAGCUGUCAUAGUUUCCCUCAAGGAUGUUCAUCCCGAUCUCGUAAGCUACCUUGUACGGAUCCCGGCCCAGAUAUUUACACCUGAGUCAAUCGAUAUUGCGACCAGUGUGUGGAAUUGGGUUUUGGUCGAACGACCGGACGUAGAGAAACGAUUGAUGGUUGAAAUGUUAAACAUGUGGCGCUGGUCUCAUCGGCAUCGGAAAGGUUUAUUUUCGCCUCAUCUCAGCUACAAGAAUCCAUUUGACAGCUUUAUGACCUAUGAACCUUCGGAUCCAUCUGUGCGCCAAGAGACACAAAGAAAGGCAGAGGAGCUUUUUACACCACAUAUCACAUGGAUUUCAUUUCUGCAAAGUCGGUUAAAUGCAAUAUGUCAUCACGACAAGUACAUUGUUGGUCUGUUUACCCGAUUACUUGAAGAAACGUUUCACAAUGCUCGGUUGAUGAGUACGCAUGCGUUAUCCAGACAACCACGAUUCUAUCUAGUUCUACUAGGAUUCCGAAUUUUACAGUCGUUUCGUAUGGAAGCUGUGGCAGAACACAGGUUCCGAACCCUAGUUUACGAUUCUGCAUUCUGCUGGUUUUCAUUAUCACCAAAGUGGCAUUAUGGAUCCAGGAAAAAUUAUAUACUACAAGAGUAUAAACUCUUGAGUGAUGUAUACAAUGCUGUCAACAGGGAUAUGCCACGGUUAGCGCAUAUAUUAACGAGCUCACCGUUACGCUCGUCAAAUUCUCAAAUCGCAGCAGGCCUGUAUAAGUUUGUGGACGAUAAAACCAAAGAUGACAUUAUUAAGCAACAUAUUUCUAAGAAGAAACUGCUUUUAUUGUUCCUUGAAAGCGAGCUGUCGCGCUUAUCGGUCUGGUGCAAUCCGCUUAAUGACAUGGGUCAUGGUCGUCCACCGACCUUUGUUGGCACGGUUGAAAAGAGCAUGACAAAUGAUGAUGUAUGGAAGAAAAUGAUCCGUUUUGCUUGGGAGCUAUCGCCAAAACUUGCUAUCCAGCUCGAUAAAAGGUUCAUCCAACCCAUCGUGCACAAGGAGCUACAUAAAUUAGUGGCAAACAACACACUCGAUGCGGUGGAUAUACCCGAGGCUCUAGUACUACUACUUGGUGAUGGACUCCAACCAGAUGCUAGACUCGACCUCAGGCAUCUACAGUACUGGGCACCUGUACCGCCGAUUACAGCAACAAAUUACUUUUUGCCCGCUUUUAGGGACAAUCCCCAUAUUUUACAAUAUGCUAUGCGCUCGCUUGAAUAUUAUCCUGUCGAUCUGGUAUUCUUCUAUGUCCCUCAAAUAGUACAAGCCUUACGCUACGAUGAUUACGGUUAUGUGGAAAAGUAUAUCAUGGAAGCAGCGCAAGAGUCCCAGCUAUUUGCACAUCAGAUUAUUUGGAACAUGCAAGCAAACUACUAUCUUGAUGCUGACAAGGAAUGUGAAAAGCCCGAUCCGAUAAAACCAACACUUGAAAGAAUUGUGGAUCAACUGGCCAACUCUUUUACUGGGGACGAUCGCGAGUUCUACGAGCGCGAGUUUACGUUUUUCAACAAAGUUACCGCCAUCUCAGGGUAUCUCAAAGAAUAUAUAAAGUUAGGACAGAGCGAAAAGAAGCCGAAGCAAAAGAUACGAUUGGAUGAAGAAUUGGGUAAAAUCGAAGUAGACCCGGGAGUCUAUCUUCCCAGCAAUCCAGAUGGCGAAGUCGUUGACAUCGAACGUAAAUCAGGAAAGCCACUACAAAGUCACGCCAAGGCGCCAUUCAUGGCUACAUUCAAGGUCAAAAAGAAAGAAGGAGAGAUUCUUCUGAGCGCUAUUUUCAAAGUGGGCGAUGACUGUCGGCAAGACGUACUGGCCUUGCAACUUAUUGCCGUAUUCAAGACAAUUUUUAAUUCUGUCGGUUUGGAUCUGUACUUAUUCCCCUAUCGCGUCGUUGCAACUGCGCCGGGUCAAGGUGUGAUUGAUGUCAUAAAGCAUGCAAUUUCUCGCGACCAGUUGGGUAGAGAGAAAGUGAACAACAUGUACGAUUAUUUUGUGGCAAAGUAUGGUGAACCAGAUUCUGUCCGCUUUCAGCAAGCUCGAUCCAAUUUCGUUAAGAGCCUUGCCGCAUAUUCGGUUCUUUCAUAUUUGCUCCAGUUUAAGGACAGGCAUAACGGUAAUAUUAUGCUGGAUGACCAAGGUCAUAUUCUUCAUAUUGACUUUGGAUUCAUUUUCGACAUUGCACCUGGUGGUAUCACUUUUGAGAGCUCGCCGUUUAAGCUCACUACAGAGAUGAUACAGGUCAUGGGUGGCGGCAGUGACGAGCAAGCAUUCAAACAAUUCUCAGAAUUGGUGGUCAAAGCGUACCUUGCCAGUAGACCUUUUGCCGACCAGAUAUGCCAGACUGUCGCGCUUAUGCUAGAGUCAGGAUUACCCUGCUUCAAAGGAGAAACACUUCGUCGCAUGCAGGUGCGCUUUCAGCUGGACAGAUCCGAACGGGUAGCGGCUAACUUUAUUAUGAUGCGAAUUCGAGACUCUUUUGAGAACCAAAGAACGGUCAUGUAUGACUAUUUCCAAAAACUUACCAACGGAAUUCCAUACUAA